GGCUCGUCCCCUCUCAGGUAUCGGCAGGGCCGGGCUCAGGUGUGCGGGAUGAGGGGCAGCAGCCUGGUGGAAAAAAGCCGAUUUUAUCCUCCUUCCUCCAGGCCAGUGGAAAAGGCCCCGGCCAUGUCCCGCCCGUGAUGCCGCUCGGUGAAGGCCCAAGCACAGGAAAUGUCCCCCGAGGAGCUCGCCGCCCUGCUCUGUGGGGAAGGGGACGAGCACCUCUCCCAGCAGGAAUUUCCAGCAGCCACGGCUUUUUACCUGGCCGCCUUCAGCUGCUGUGCCCCCACAGCAGCGCAGAGAGUGAACUCCAUGGCCUGCGGGCUCUGGGAGCGAGUGGUGGCCACCUUGGAGGCCUGGUGCCAAGGCAAGGCUCAGAUCCCCAAAAUCCAGAGCAGGAACCUGGCCGUGGUGUCCCUCAGCGUGGGAAUAGCUGCAAUUUUCCUCUCCACCCUGAUCCCCAAAAACUUGGUGGCCUCUGUGUACGAGCUGGAGGCCCUGCUGCGGCGAGGGUGCUCGGAGGAGGUGGUGAGAAAAUGCAAUCUCCUGCUGGAGGAUAACCCAAGGGGCUCCAUGGAGCUGCUGCUGCUGAGGGCGCUGGCACGGGUUCUCUCAGGGACACAGGUUGGGAAGGGAAUUAUGGAUUACGUCCAAGCCUUUUUGCUGCACCAAACUGAGGCAGCGGCCUACGUGUGCAGCAGGCAAAGGGAGCACCUGCCCCAGGUCGUCCAGGCUUUCUCUGAUCAUCUCUCCAUGUACCAGGAGGGAAGCCCAAGCUGCAAAUCCUCGGAGAAGUGGCUGGGUGACUGCUACAGCUUCCUGGCUGCGGUGGCACCCGGGCACACCUGGGUGUGCAGGGCACGGGCAGCCCACCUCCGAAAAACAGGAGAGUUUCAGGAGUGUGUGGCUGUCUGCACCAGGGCCCUUGAGGGAUUCUCAGCUGAGAAUCUCAGAGGUGAGGAUGUUCUGGCUCUCCUCCUGGAGCGAGCUGCUGGGUAUUUCCUCCUGGGAGGAUGCACACAGGAAAUGAUGCAGGAUUUAGCAGCAGCCUUUGCAGCAGACCCUGCCCAGGCAAUGAAACGCUUUGAAGAGCUUUUCUCACCCUGUGAUGCUGAGAAGGUCGAGGAGCAGGCCAGAGCUGCCCUGGAGGGGAGGUUUGCAGCAUACAGGGAGGCUGUGCGUGCUCGGGCUGAGCUCAGGGGCACUUGUGGCACUGAGCUGCUCCCUCCUGUCAUCCAGACAAUCCAGCUGCUCCUGCACAUCUGCCCAGGGUCCAGCCGGGAGCUCAGUGUCCGGCUGGCAGAAUGUCACCUCCUGCAGGGACACCCCGGGGCCGCCCUGGACAUGUGUGAGCAGCUGCUGGCAGCAGAGCAGAGCACUUACCACAACACCCUGCUGGCACUGCGAGGCUUCUGCUCCCUCCAUGCCCAGGACCACCAGGGAGCCCUGCAGGACUUCCAGAGGGUCAUCGAGCACGAGUCCCCCCAUCCCAACAGCUGCAUCAAAGCCCUGUGUGGGCGUGGGCUGAUCCGAAUUUCUGGUGGCAGCAAUUACUUGACAGCCCUGGAUUAUAUCACAGCUUGCCAGUUAAAGCUGGAUGAAACCAUCUUCACCAUCAAGUCCUACGUGCCAUGGAACCAGAGGGGAUUGCUGCUGAAGGUCCUCCAGGAGGAAGGACAGAUGAUGCUCCAGAAGAAGAGGUAGCCAGGAGGCAGCUCAGUUUCCUUUCAGAAAAAGCAAACAGGGCUGUGCACAUUCCUAACCUUGAAGGUAGAUGCCCCUGGGGUUUUCCAGCUGGCUUCUCUCUUGGUGGAGCUGGACAGCUCCGAUGAGGCAUCCCAGAUCCUGUGUGCUGAUGCCCUGUACCAGAUGGGCCGUGGGGAAGAAGCCCACAAGAUGCUGUCACUGGCCCUCUCCAGAAACCCCCAGAGGGCUCCUGUGCUGGCCAGGCUGGCCCUGCUGCAGCUCAAGAGAGGCUUUUUGUAUGAUGGCAACCAGCUGCUGAGGAGACUGAUCAGAAUUGGAGACUCCUCCUGCCUCCUGCCAGUGCUGGACAUUUUCCAGGAGGAGGACCGAAAGCUGCUGCAGAGCCACUGCCGCUGGCGAGCCCUGGCCCUCCUGAAGGGCAAACAGGAGGCUGCUGCCAUCAAAGAGGCCAUUGCCCACCUGUCCUUUGCCAUCCUUGCUGCAGGUGGUUAUGCUGAGGAUUGCCUCCUCACCAGGGCCCGAUGCUAUGGGCGCCUUGGGCAGAUGAAAACUGCAAUUUUUGAUUUUAAUGCUGUCCUGAAGGAAGAUCCCAGGAAUGUGCAAGCUCUGAGUGGCCGAGGCUUUGUUCAUCUCGCUCUGAGGCAGCAGAAGGAGGCAGUGCAAGAUCUGUUCUCAGCACUGAAGGUGCAGGCAGGAGCAGUGAUCCCAGCAAUCCUGUCCUUGAAGCCUGAAACCCAAGGGUUGAUCACUGGGUGGCUCCUCCAGCAUGGCAGGGCCACUCUCAGCGAGCUCGUGGCCACCAAAGAUGUCCCAGGAGAAGAAACCCUCGGGGGCCUUCUCACCAUGGCAAAAGCACUGACCAAAAUCUGCAGGGCUGCACAAUAUCACAUCUUCUGCAUUGAUGUUUUGAUGGCAAAUGGAAGGCACCAAGAGGCCCUCAAGCACCUGCAGGAAGCCUUUGGCCCCUGUCCUGCUGAGGACUUUGCCAGGGCUCGCUUGGCUGUGCUGCAGCUGCAGAGCAGGAACGUGGCAGGGGCAGCUGCCCCGCUCAGUGUCCUGGCCAGGAGAGAUGAGAAGGACUUGGCCUUUCUCCUGAACUUUGUAGACACCAAGCAACAGGGACUCUUUAAGAUAUUCCCCUAUUUUUUCCCCUUCAUUACAUGGAUUUUCCCCUUUAUAACAUGGCUUACUCUGUCCCCACAGGCAGCAGCCCAGGAAGGGAAGGUGCUGAUGAAAAGCCACGACCACCAGCAGGCUCUGGGCUACCACAGCCUGGCUGUGCUGGCCAGCAGGGCCAGCCCCAGGUACCUGAGGCGCAGAGCUGCCUGCCUGAUGCACCUGAAAAAAUAUGAAAAAGCUCUGAAAGACAUGGAAAAAGUGAUCCAAGGGCAUGGCUGUAACAGCCCAAAAACACAGGCUGGGGACCACUGCUGCCAGGGCUUCCUGCUGCUGGCCCUGGCUCGGGAGGAGGCAGCAGUGCAGCACUACAUGCAAGCCCUGCAGCUGGACGAGCCCCUGGCCCUGGGCACCAUCACUGAGUGCCCUGGCAGGGAAUGUUUAACCAAAAUAUUUCACAAAAUUGCGCAGUGUAACUUUGAAAAGCAGCGUUAUGAAGAGGCCUGGAAAAUCACAGACUAUGGGCUCAAAAUUGAUAAAAGUUCUGAGCUCCAGAAGCUGAAAGCAAGACUCAAAAGGGAGGCAUCGAGCUGUAGCAUACAUUGAUUUCUCUGUUUGGGGAUUUUCCAGUCUGAUUGCUUUCUGGGAGGCUGCAAGGAUGAAGGAGAGAUGAGAAAGAUAAGAAAGAGAAGCUGAUGAUGAAUAUGCAACAGGCAUGACACUGAACAUGGAAUAGAAAGUUUAAGGCAGCAAAACAAAACUGACCAAGAGAGCAAUGAGAAAAAAAAGCAAAUUGCAGCAUACAGGAUUCCUUAAAAUUAUUGUGGAUUAUGUAAACUCCCCAUUGUGAAAAAAGCCUUUUUCUGGCUAAACAACAAAUUCUAACACAGGGGUUCCAGUCCUACUGAAGGAAAACAUUCAAAACACUUGCAGCUCAUGAAUAAUAAUCAUGUAUUUCCUAGCUAGCAUUUGAUGAGCUUUAACACAUACUGUUCAAUCAAUUUGCCUUAUUUUUAGGGGCCAGUUAAAAGGAUCAGUCAAAAGUAACUCCUGUAAGGUGUUUGUGAAGGCUCUGUCUGUUGGUUACUACUGGCAGGAAAACAUGAUCCAA
This is a messenger RNA of Passer montanus (Eurasian tree sparrow), 3931 nucleotides long. It is a transcript of the gene TTC34, whose product is annotated as tetratricopeptide repeat domain 34. The record is from RefSeq and is a predicted model, not a curated record. Gene Ontology annotation, molecular function: protein binding. The transcript has 8 exons. Lineage: Eukaryota; Metazoa; Chordata; Aves; Passeriformes; Passeridae.